AAGAGUGAGCCAUCUCGUUUCUACAAAUGACACCAAAAUUGACACAAAAUUUGUCAAAAUACCGUAUAAACAUAAUUGCCUCUAUCUCCAUUGUUUCUUUUAUGUUUUCAUCCGUCUCCCCCGGGUUUCUUUUAUCCACAGUUGACCAAAUUUUACGGACAUAACCGUUCGCAGUCGAUCGCCACAAUCGUUAACAAAGUGUCCUAAGAAACUGUCUACAAGCAAUCUUUAAAAACAAAACUCGACAAAGCAAUACACCUGUGUAAAUAGAAGCUUGCAAAACGAAAGAAUCUCGUAUAAUGAGAACCUCAUAGUAGUUGAUUGUGAAGUGUAGCACAUAAAGUUGUAUUCUCAAUGGUAUAAUUGAUGGUAAGAUGAGUGAGGAGGUGCAGAAUGAUGGAAGCAGGACAAGCGCGUCGCUCGGCGAGUCGGGCGCGCCGGGGGCCGAGUGCGCCACGCUCGACGCCUCCACCAACGUCUCACAGACCACCAUCAGCCAGAUGACAGCGAGCUCCGUGCCGGCGACGGAGGGCGCCAAGUGGUGCUGCGACGUGUGCACCUACGAGAACUUCCCACUCUCACGAAAGCAGUGCACCAUGUGUCGCAGCCCGAAGCCGGUACUCAACGAGGACAUAUUCCGGCUGCAGGACGGCGCCAGCGCUCUGCCCGCACAAGACGUUUGCGGUGCCGAGGCAGUGGCGGAGAGACUGAAACCGCUGCGGAUAUCGUCCCCGCAGGGCGCCAGCGCCUCCUCCGUCGCCAAGUGGCCCUGUCCGACGUGCACGUACGACAACUGGCCGAAGUCCCUGAAGUGCGCGAUGUGCGGCAGCAGCAACCCCGCGCCGGGCGCCGCGCCCGCCGCCUCGCCGCCGCCGCCCGCGCUCGGUAUUAACGAUAUCUGCAAUAGUCAAAACGCUUCGAUCCACGAGCUGGACCCCAACAACAGGCGGUCGAAGCGGCGCAACAACACCGACUGGAUCUGGCUACAGGCUUGUCUCGGCGUGGUGGAGGGCGACGCUCGCUGCGUGGAGGCCUACCUGUCGAGCGGCGGGGACCCGGCGCGCGCGCUCACGCCGGCCGAGGUGGCGCUGCUCAACCGCUCCUCCGCCUUCGACGCCGGACACACGCUCGUGCACCUCGCCAUCAGAUUUCAACGACAAGAGAUUCUAUCGACGCUGUUGUCGCGGAUAUCAGGCGGUGGACCCGGUCUUAAGAGAUCUCCUUCGUACAUAGCGCCGGACCUUGCUUCUGCCAUCCGGCGCCACAUAGCUAGCUGCAUCCGAUACAAGAAAGGCAGUUUUCCUUGUCGCUACAUCAACGAGUUCUGCACCUUCUACCUGCCUGCUGAGAUCGAGGAGCUGCCGGCGCCCAUCCAGGAGCAGCUGUUCUCGGAGCUGCUGGACCGCGAGGCGCAGCAGACGCUGGAGGCCGACCCGCCGCUCAUCAACUGGAGCCUGGAGCUCACCGUGCGCCUGGGCUCGCGCCUGUACGCGCUGUGGAACCGCUCGGCCGGCGACUGCCUGCCCGACGCGCUGUGCCAGGCCGCGUACGGCGUGUCGGACCGCCACAACACGCUGCGCGCCGCGCUGGCCGAGUCGCUGGGCGCGGCCGGGCGCGCCUUCUACGCGCGCUGGGCCGCCUGGGAGCGCGCGCAGGCCGCGCGCCUGCACUACGCGCCCGACGAGGCGCAGCUGCGCGCCGAGUGGGCGCGCCUGCUGGCGGCCGCCGCGCGCCCGGGCGCCGCGCUGCACCAGCUGCACGUGUUCGCGCUGGCGCACGUGCUGCGCCGCCCCGUGCUGGUCUACGGCGUGGACGUCGUCAACUCCUUCCGCGGCGAGGCGCUGGGCUUCGCGCGCUUCCGCGGCCUCUACCUGCCGCUGCUGUGGGAGCCCGAGCAGUGCUGCAAGGCGCCGCUGUGCCUGGCCUACACGCGCGGCCACUUCUCCGCGCUCGUGCCGCUCGACCCCGACAUCUGCCGCGAGCGCGCGGGCGACGCCGCCUUCCUGCCGCUCACGGACGUGGACGGCAAGCUGCUGCCCGUGCACUUCCUGACGUGCGACGAGAUGGCGGACGAGGAGGGCGUGGUCCGGCGCUGGGUGUCGGCGUGCGUGACGGGCGGCGGCGUGCUGGCCGCGCGCCAGGCGCUGCACGCGCGGCCGCUGCUGCAGGCGCAGAUGCUGGAGGAGUGGCUCAACCACUACCGCCGCCUCGCGCAGCAGACGCGCGGCCCGUUCCCGCCGCGGCUGGCGGCGGCGGCGGCGGAGUUCUCCAGCGACCCGGACACGGACGAGGAGUAGCGGCGGCCGCUCCCGCCCCACUCCCGCACACUACGACCUUCCUGCGUACACCAUACUUGCCUCUGCCUCGCUCGUCUCCUACCGCAAUUCUAGGUGCGACGCGAGGCGCGUUCUUCUCCACGAGGUUCUCAUAGCUCGUCUGCCCGCACUGCUAGCCUGCUGCACUACCAUAGCGUCGGGGAGGCUAAAUUCGCGGAGCGCGCGACCUCGGUCCCGCGCUCGGCCAUGACAUUACGUUCGGCGUUCAAAUUCAACGCGUCCCGCUCGUUACGAUCGCGCUGGCAGCCUAUAGUUGAAUUUACUUCUUUUAGUAGCACUUUUUGAAUUGCAGUGAUAUUUUAGUGGUGUUUCAUAAUUUCUCAUUAUUCCGGAUUAGAUCUAUUUUAUUUAUAAUUAUUAAACAUUAAGUUUGUUGUGGAGAGUCGCCGUAAAUGUUACCUCACUGUUAUUGGAAUGUUUUGUAAAAGUCUGACCUCUGAUGGUUAUUGAUUAAAAAUUUAUGCAGAGUGAUAAACAGAUUGCUGUAAUAUGUUAGGUGAGUCGACAAGAGGGAUAGACGUAGUCGACUAGACUGGUGUCCCUUCACGUCCCAGCAGGGCAACCCGCACUGGCGGACUGCUGAAUCAGAGCCGCGUCGACAAUAAAUCUUACCUCUGGUAAUUUGUUGUAGAAGGGACGAUAACAAUACUGUACAUAUUGUUAGGUUUGCAACGUAACAGGAACGACUGAUCCGCAUGAAGGGCAUAGGAGCACACACACUACCACUGAACUCCUCACUCUUCACUCUGAGCAGAGCUCGCCGGUGGAACGUUAACAACACCAGCUUAUAAGAUUUUCUUCAGAAAGCUUUGAAUCUAUUAACAUUAGUCGUAGGUAGUUACUUAGUGUCCUUAACUUUCCAUCGGCUUACAACUACACGUGUGUGUCUUACAACUUAAUUAAAUCAUUAUGUAGUAUUUGAUUGAUAAAUUUACAUAAACAAGUUCCGCGAAGGGCUGUCUGUAUAUAGACUAGAGAUAAAUUAUUCUGAUUGGGAUAUAUAAGCUUGUUUGUAUCCUUCGCCGCGUGAAAUCAUUUCUUGUUUUUCUUUGUUUGAUUAGGUCACCACAUCGCCUACAGUGAUGUGAACACGGAAUAUGUCAGCCUAGACAUAAAAAUAUGCAAAUAAAAGGGAUAAAUAAAGAGUCUAUUAAAAUUAACGACAUUGUACAGAGAGUAUAAGGUUCUAAUAUUUAUAUUAUUAUAGUUUCUCGGUUGUAAAUAAUAAAAAUUGGUUUAAAGUAAUAAGUAUGAUAGAUGUAUAGAUUAUUAUUCUGCUUUGUGCAAACGAAGUAUUCGUUCGCGUUGUCGUUUAGGAAAGAAGAAAUUGCAGUAUGCCGAGUUCAUCCGCGAGAUAGGAGGCUCUGCACGCGGGUGUGGACUUGCUCUGCCUACCAGCCGACACGUUCAGCAAAAGCAAUAUAACUUUUUGAAGAGAUUGUACAAGAUAGCAGUUAAGCCCACAUCGCCUGCAGAGCAGCACAAUAGCCGUUAUGUGAUCCACCAAUGAGCUGUAAUCGUUUUGGACAAGUAGGGGGUCUCAUGCAGACAUUACAAUUUCACUGGUUACCUUGUCUCCGUCAAUUGAAAUAACUGAAUGACGUGGGGUGUUAGAAAGCUUGCAACUAAUAAGACUAUUUGAUCUAAUAGAUUAUUUUUGUUCAUUUUUGCCCAAAAUCUGUAAAUAAGAAUACGUUGAUAGGUACAGGUCAUAGACACUAUUCGAGCUAAUUUUGUUAACAGUCACGUUACAAUUCAUACAAAUUAUGUACCUAUAACUACUAAUUUUUAAUCAAUAAAGCACUUAUUUUAUGAAGCUGUUCGAUA
Molecule: messenger RNA, 4163 nt
Organism: Trichoplusia ni (cabbage looper)
Lineage: Eukaryota; Metazoa; Arthropoda; Insecta; Lepidoptera; Noctuidae
Gene: trbd
Product: ubiquitin thioesterase trabid
Exons: 12
Coding region: 375-2297 (640 amino acids)
Biological process (GO): cell migration; protein K33-linked deubiquitination; cytoskeleton organization
Cellular component (GO): cytoplasm; nucleus
Molecular function (GO): K63-linked polyubiquitin modification-dependent protein binding; cysteine-type deubiquitinase activity
Source: RefSeq, a predicted model, not a curated record